CAGUUUAAGUAAAGCCUUUGGAGUUUUCGUCUUCCCAUUCUUCCCUCUCUCGCUUAAGCUCAGCACCACCACUAGCCGUCGUCGUCGUCGUCGUCGUCGAUCUGAUAUGAACAUAUGCGUCGAGCUCUGAUAUGCAUCAGACGCUGGGCGCAGUACGCCUUGCAUACCGCUCGCGCAUCGCAUGCCUCGUGAAGUCGGGUAUGAUCGACAACGCAGUUCAGGUGUUCGACGAAAUGCGUCACUCAAGCUACCGAGUUUUCUCCUGUGAUUACAACCGUUUCAUCGGUGUUCUUGUCAAGGACUCCAGAUUCGAGCUUGCUGAAGCAUUGUAUAAGGACAUGACGCCAAUGGGCUUCUCCUUAAUCCCCUUCACUUACUCGAGGUUUAUCUCGGGUUUAUGUAAAGUUAAAAACUUUGAUCUCAUUGACGCUCUUCUGAGGGACAUGGAAGCCCUCGGAUACAUACCAGAUAUAUGGGCGUUUAACAUUUACUUAGAUCUGUUGUGUAGAGAGAGAAAAGUAGGUUUUGCUGUUCAGACAUUCUUUUGUAUGGUUCGGAGAGGUAGAGAACCAGAUGUUGUAUCUUAUACUAUACUUAUUAAUGGGUUGUUUAGAGCUGGUAAGGUCACUGAGGCAGUUGAGAUUUGGAAUGAGAUGAUUCGUAGUGGGGUUAAUCCGGAUAAUAAAGCUUGUGCAGCACUUGUUGUUGGGUUGUGUCACGCUCGGAGAGUUGACUUGGCUUAUGAGCUGGUGGCUGAUGAGAUCAAGAGUGCGAGAGUUAAGCUUAGUACGGUGGUUUACAAUGCGUUGAUCAGCGGGUUUUGUAGAGCGGGUAGGGUAGAAAAGGCGGAGGCUUUGAAAUCGUUUAUGAGUAAGAGUGGGUGUGAGCCGGAUCUCGUUACGUAUAAUGUGCUGUUGAAUUUUUAUUAUGAUAACAACAUGUUGAAGAAAGCGGAAGGGGUGAUGGGGGAGAUGGUUAGAAGUGGGAUACAGCCUGAUGUUUAUAGUUAUAACCAGUUGCUUAAGCGGCACUGCAGGGUUGUUCAUGUAGAUAAGUGCUAUAACUUCAUGGUAAAAGAGAUGGAGCCUAGAGGUUUAUGCGAUGUUGUCUCCUACAGUACUCUGAUUGAAACAUUCUGCAGGGCGUCAAAGACUAGCAAGGCUUACAAGCUCUUUGAGGAAAUGAGACAGAAGGGGAUAUCGACGAAUGUGGUCACGUACACGAGUCUUAUCAAGGCUUUUCUUAGGGAAGGCAACUCUAGUGUUGCGAAGAAGCUUCUUGAUCAGAUGACGGAGUUAGGUCUGUCACCAGAUAGGAUAUUUUACACAACGGUUCUGGACCAUUUGUGUAAAUCCGGAAAUCUUGACAAGGCUUAUGGUGUUUUCAGUGACAUGAUUGAGCACGGAAUUACACCGGAUGCUGUUUCAUACAACGCCCUUAUAAGUGGCCUCUGCAGGUCUUGUAGAGUGACUGAAGCGUUGAAAUUGUUUAAGGACAUGCAGAGUAAGGAAUGCUUUCCUGAUGAGUUAACUUUCAAGUUCAUUAUUGGAGGACUCGUCCGGGAAAAUAAACUAUCAGCUGCCUACAAGAUUUGGGAUCAGAUGAUGGAGAAAGGUUUCACCCUUGAUAGAGAUGUGUCUGAUACACUCAUUAAGGCUAGCUGUUCAGACUCAGUCAGUGCUGAUGCGUACUAGGCAUAUUAAGGUUAUACACCUUUAAAAUUGUCAACCUUUUUUUCUCUUUUGAGAAAAUGCCAUCUUAGUCAAAGUAUGGUGGCAUGGAAUGCUGAUACAGAACCAUUUAAGCCUCUACUGAUGCAUGCUGCUCCUUGGAGAGAAACAAGAAACUUAAACAGGUUCAAUUCCUUUUUCUACACAAAUGAAUCUAUGGUUGAGUUUGCAUCCUUAUCUUCGUUGCAGAUGACUUGGCACUAAUACUCCUGAAAGAUCAUCGUUUAUGGGUCAGACUAUGGAACAAAACACCCACUCAGUUGAAAUCUAUUACUUAGAAAUAUUACAUUGAGGACUGAUCAUUGGACUGAGAAUAGGAGUUGCCUUUUUUAUGUAUCGGCGCAUCAAGCUUGAGGUUUUGAAUCUUGAUAUGUUUAGAGCUUUAGACGCAAUCGAUCUAUUUUGCCUCGAGAAGCUGCAUCUCAAAAGGUUGAAAUCCAAAAGAACUAAGCCCCUUGCAAGCGCAGAAAGAGAAAGAAGAGAGCACGUUAACAUUCCAAAAAUGGCGAUUAAUCUUUACCAUAAUUGGGAACCAAUUUUCCUCGCAGGAUCAACAUCCCUCUAGCUCAUGGACCUAUCCGGA
Molecule: messenger RNA, 2313 nt
Organism: Raphanus sativus (radish)
Lineage: Eukaryota; Viridiplantae; Streptophyta; Magnoliopsida; Brassicales; Brassicaceae
Product: pentatricopeptide repeat-containing protein At1g13040, mitochondrial-like
Exons: 3
Coding region: 132-1694 (520 amino acids)
Molecular function (GO): protein binding
Source: RefSeq, a predicted model, not a curated record